This is a messenger RNA of Eriocheir sinensis (Chinese mitten crab), 4799 nucleotides long. RefSeq names its product reticulon-1-like. NCBI's taxonomy places the organism in Eukaryota, Metazoa, Arthropoda, Malacostraca, Decapoda, Varunidae. The record is from RefSeq and is a predicted model, not a curated record. The transcript has 6 exons. Bases 179 to 2023 code for a protein of 614 amino acids.
GUGUGUGCGUGUGUGUCUGUGUCCUGUGUGUCGUGUGGCCACUCAGCGCUGGCCCGUGUGGACGUGUUCUCGGCAGUGAGCUGCGUGCAGGGCUGCGAGUGUGCUCUGUGUUGCAUCUGAACAACGUGACCACUUUCUGGGUUGUGCUUGUGUGUGUGUGUCACCACAAAUUCUCAUCAUGUCCGACUUCGACCAGUUCUCAAAGUUAGGGCCCAUAGACCCCGCCCCAGGCCAGCAGCAGCAGCAGGAGCCAGGGUCUGCGGGAUCGAACCGGGACUCUUUGAAUUUGGAUGACUUUGAGAAGGUGGAGGCUGACCAGCUGUCUUCCAAUGUUAUGCAGAGUUCUAAGCCCACGACGGAUUUGCUGGAUGACAUGUCCUUGCUGUCAGGGAGUGGGAAGGACGCACCAAAUUUGCUUGGAGAGGCGGGUGAGACAAAGCCUGGAAAUUCCGCCUUCUCGUCUGGCCAUUCCCCUGUCCCAGAAGACCCCUUCAAAACGCAGGCUGCAUCUUUUGAUCCCUUCAGCUCUGAGAUGAGUUCAGGCAGCCAUUUGGACUCUGGGGUGAGCUCAACCUCCCCGGACCCAAUGGACUUGUUGGCCUCUGCCCCGGCGCCUCCAUCUUCUGACAUCAGCAACGAAACUUCCUCCAGCAGGUCCCACAUGGACGACCUCCUCAGUUCAGAAGGGAAAAACAGCUUCAAUGACUUCAUGAUGCCGGAGCCCUCGGAACCCCAGAGCCAGAAGAAGCCUGUCAGCGAGACGUUAUUUGAGCAGGACAUGUUUAGUGGCACCCAGGCCGCCCCUACUACUACUGCUACUGAAGACCUGCUGGGGUCCAUGUCUUCUACUGCGCCUUCUGCUGCUGUGCAUGACUUCGUUACUGAGCAAAUGAUGAAGCCUGAAGUCACCUCGCCCCCACGUGAGGCCACUCCACCCCCACGAGAACCCACUCCACCAAGACGUGAACCCACUCCACCCCGACGGUCGCCCACACCACCUCGCCAGCCUACACCCCCACGCGAACCCACUCCACCUCGACGUGAACCCACUCCUCCUCGGGAACCCACUCCACCUCGCCAACCCACUCCCCCACUCCGCCAGCCAACUCCACCCCCACGGGAACCCACUCCACCACCCCGACAGCCCACUCCUCCUCGCAAACCCACUCCACCUCCACGGGAACCCACUCCACCACCGCGCCAGCCCACUCCACCACCGCGCCAGCCCACUCCACCUCGCGAGCCCACCCCCCCACGUCAGACCUCUGUUCCACUUCACCGUGAGCCCACUCCGCCCCUGCUGGAGCCAGUGGUGCCAAAACCGAGCCCCGCCCCCGUCCAGGAGCCCAAAGUCACCCCCGGGAGGACCUAUCACGUGUCUGAGGCCACCAAAGCUUCUUUUGCCGUCUUCAACCCACGGGCCUGGUUCAACCCCGCCCAGCUGGAUCCAAGAGUGGUUGACCUGAUCUACUGGCGCGAUGUGAAGAAGACCGGGGUGGUUUUCGGGGGCCUGAUGGUCAUCCUGCUGUCCCUGGCCUACCUCUCCCUCAUCUCCGUGGUCUCCUACACCUCCCUGGCCAUCCUCUCCGGCACCAUCACCUUCAGGGUCUACAAGAACAUCAUGCAAGCUGUCCAGAAGUCCCAGGAUGGACACCCCUUCAAGGGCAUCCUGGAGAAGGACACCAACCUGCCAGCGGACAAGGUUCACGAGGCCACAGACGUCAUCGUGAAGCAGAUCAACUCCACCGUCUCGGAACUCAAGCGGCUCUUCCUUGUGGAGGACCUCGUGGACUCUGUCAAGUUUGGCUGCCUGCUGUGGUGUCUGACGUACCUUGGCUCCUGGUUCAACGGCCUCACUCUGGUCAUCCUGGCUGUGGUGGCGCUGUUCUCGCUGCCCAAGGUGUACGAGCAGAACCAGGCACAGAUUGACCAGUACGUCGGCCUUGUUCGCACACAGGUCAACGAUGUUAUGUCCAAGGUGAAGGCCGCCCUCCCCAUCGGCAACAAGGAGAAGUCCCAGUAAGGUAGCGUGAGGUGAGGAAGAAGCGUCAUCGUGUGAUAUCCUGCGUGUGCAUCUGUGUCGUAUGCUACAUCGACUGCCGGAGCUUUCAUUCUCUGGCGUCCGCACCAACAACUCGUGACAUCCGUGUACUAUAACAGUGUGAAAAGUGUGACCUGACCUGACCCUGCCUGCCUGCCUGCUGCCGGGAAGUCGACCUGACCUUGCGUCACCGUGGCGAAAUGUGUGUGCACCUUACCUCCCCUUCCCUCCCCCUCCCCUCCCUCCCUUCACUGUAUAUCACGCUGGGGAAUGUGUGUGUCUGGUAACAAUGCCAUUAUUAAAUGUUUUGAUAGUACUAUUGUCAAUACUUGUUAUCUAGCUGAUGUUUCAUUAUAUCUCAUAUCUUUUAAAUAAACAAGUGUGUAUUAGUCUAUUUUAGAAUUAUGGAAGAACCCAGCAGCAACCCACAAGGGAGGACUUACUAGAUGAUGACAGGUUACUUGUGUAUGAAGGGAGAGCAGCAGACUACCACCUGGGCAAUGUAUGUGUGUGUGUGUGUGUGUGUGUACAGGCACCUUCAGCUGGCGAUGUAACUAGUGCUAUGGGAAGGUAAUGCUCAGUGAGUGAUCCUUUGCCUUGUCUCUAUAAUCAUUUCACCAGCAAGUCACUGAAUGGGGUAAGACACAGGCAAGUCAUUGAUGCAGGACUCCCAGCUGAUGAUGUUAUUAGUGCUAGAGCAAGAUGAUGAUGGCGUGAGGUCCUGCAUUGUCACUAUAAUCAGAUUCUCACUAUUGCUUGCUUGUCUUGAGGGAUUAAUGGGUUUGGCGUGAGUAGCGUAUGUGAGGUAUGAUCUGGUGUGUGAGGUGGUGGUGGUGGUGGUGUUGCGGAGGCUGCCCUCAAGGAUAUCGUGGGGCCAGCCGACCAACCAAGAGAUGAUUUACUCCACUGUAUAGUCACUGCAUUACUGUUCUCUGUAGGAUAAUGAUAAUGAUUUCCCUUUGAUUUUGAAUAUUAGAACUGUGAGAAGUGUACCAAGGAUAUUGUGUUUUUCAGUUCACCCACACCCUGUUCUAAUACCAAGCUUCAUAAUGGCUGUUUUCGGGUUCAUGUAGAAAGCCGCCGACUAGUUUGUGUGUGAGAGAUCUGAUUGCCAGUUGUCAAGUCUUCUACGAUCUGUCCUUAUUAUUUUUACUCACCUCGGAAAACUCUUUGACUGUAGAAUUGGUUCCUUUUUCUUCUCAAGUGUUGUACUCACGGACACUUUUAUAAAUGAUAUGCAAAUAGCUUCUUUUGAUUUUUAUGGACUUAUUCAUCAAUCUCCUGUAAAUGUAUGUAUGGAAAACGUACGUAUAUAUAUUUUGAUGGGUGUUUAUUCAUCUGUAGCUUGAGAGACGUGGGUUGGUUCAUAGAUAAUCAGUGCAUUUUGCUUGCCGUCACUGGUAACGCAAAGCUUAUGAUGUAUUUCGCACUACUACCCGGACUUCACCGUACGUCAGGUGUGCUAGCCGGUCCCCACACGCACUAACCAUUCCACUCAGUACUCGGAUAAACUCAAAUAAACAGAAGAAAUUCUCUGAUAUUGAACCGACGUGUUAGAAUGAACUGUUACCGAAAUACAGAAACCUUAUCAAUCUUUAUUUUGAUGGUAAGGCUUAAAAUUCGAGCUGACGUGUGAGAACGAACCAUUGACAAAGUAAAGUAAGCUUAUAUCAAUCUUUAUUUUGACAGUAUUGUAUGAGAUUGACGAUAAAAGACUAUAGUGUUAAUGGAUAUCGAAACCAAUGGAUGUAACCUUCUCACUUGCCUAGAGAUGAGAGUGAACAAACAUACUCAUACACACCUGAUGCUCUGACUGAUAGUGGCUCAGGGUUAUGACACAGUUAUUACAAGAGGCAGCACUGAUAAUGGAUAUAUUCUAAUGAUAUUAUCAACAGUGGCUAAUUUAACUCAUUAGCUGUUUUUUUCUAAUUUUCCCUUGAUGCCCUUUCAUGGAUCUCACUAAUAAUAAUAACAGAAGAAGGUAAAGAGGGAUUCCUACCCAUAAGACUACCUUGGAACCCUUGGAUAUUCUAGUUAACAGACCAUCCCUUUCCCUUAUCAAUAAUCCAAUUUAUUUUCACACCUCAGUUUUAAGUUUUUCCGGGCAAUAUUUUGUCUUGAAGUGAGAAUAAUAAUAAUAAUAGCCCUUAGAUAUUCUAGUUAACAGACCCUCCCUUCCCCUUACCAAUAAUCCGCAAGCAAACCAGUUCAUUUUCACACGUCGGUUAAGUAUUUCUGAGUAGCAUUUUGUCUUGAGGUGAUAAUAAGGGAUUUCUACUCAUAAGAUUACCCUCAGUAUUUCCGAGCGGCAUUUUGCAUCCUGAAGCGAGUACUAAGUGGAGUGGUUGACGUGUGUGUGUGUACAGACUGGUCACUGCACUCACCCAACAACUCUCCAGUGAACCGUUCGUAACCAGUACAUCCACUUCGGUUGUGUUGACAUAGUGAGUCCCUUGACGACGCCGACCUGAGUUUCGUGAUUGUGUUGACGCCCACCUUUGAGUCGAUAAAACUUAUACUACAUACUGUGCUGUGCUGGCUUCAUCGUUGUUGAGAUGCAAAAACAGUAAUUCUUUAUUUAUAUCUGGGAAAUGGGUCUAAAAAAAAAUACAUAUAAAAGCUUACAAAAAAAUACGUCAAGACUGUUUUCUAAAUACCUUAAGUGUUCUUUCAUAUUGCAUAACAUUACUGUCACAAACAAACAAAAAAAAAACAGUAAAAAUCUGCUGUACUACCAAAUAAAACGUCAAUGAUUUAA